Conger conger (European conger) is the source of this 5829-nucleotide messenger RNA. Its product is annotated as myosin-1B-like. NCBI's taxonomy places the organism in Eukaryota, Metazoa, Chordata, Actinopteri, Anguilliformes, Congridae. The record is from RefSeq and is a predicted model, not a curated record. Gene Ontology annotation, cellular component: myosin complex. The transcript is spliced from 38 exons. Bases 1 to 5829 code for a protein of 1942 amino acids. Gene Ontology annotation, molecular function: actin filament binding; ATP binding; cytoskeletal motor activity.
AUGAGCGAUGCUGAGAUGGAAAUAUUUGGGGUGGCUGCCCCAUACCUUCGAAAGCCGGAGCGUGAAAGGAUUGCAGCCCAGAACAAACCUUUCGAUGCUAAAGCGGCCUGCUAUGUGGCAGACCCCAAGACUGAGUAUGUGAAAGGCAAGAUCAAGAGCCAUGACAGCAACUCCGUCACCGUAGAAACGGAGGAUGGAAGGGUUGUCACGGCGAAGGCCGAUGACAUCAGGCCCAUGAAUCCCCCCAAAUUUGACAAGAUCGAGGACAUGGCCAUGCUCACACACCUGCACGAGCCUGCUGUCCUCUUCAACCUGAAGGAGCGCUACGCUGCCUGGAUGAUAUAUACCUACUCGGGGCUGUUCUGUGUGACCGUGAACCCCUACAAGUGGCUCCCGGUGUACAACCCUGAGGUGGUCGCAGGAUACAGGGGGAAGAAGCGGCAGGAGGUCCCUCCCCACAUCUUCUCAAUCUCUGACAAUGCCUAUCAGUUCAUGCUUACCGAUCGUGAAAAUCAGUCAAUCUUGAUCACUGGAGAAUCUGGUGCAGGGAAGACGGUGAACACGAAGCGUGUCAUUCAGUACUUUGCAACAAUCGCAGUGGCUGGAGGAGACAAGAAGAAGCAGGAAGCGGCUCCAGGCAAAGUGCAGGGAACGCUGGAAGAUCAAAUCAUUUCAGCCAACCCCCUGCUGGAGGCCUUUGGUAAUGCCAAAACCGUGAGGAAUGACAACUCAUCCCGCUUUGGCAAAUUCAUCCGAAUCCACUUUGGAACAAAGGGGAAGUUGGCUUCAGCUGACAUUGAAACUUAUCUUCUUGAAAAGUCCAGAGUGACGUUUCAACUGCCAGCAGAGAGGAGUUAUCACAUCUUCUAUCAGAUCCUGUCGAAUAAGAAGCCAGAGCUGAUUGAGAUGACACUGCUCACCUCCAAUCCAUACGACUAUCCCUUCAUCAGUCAGGGGGAGAUCACGGUACAGAGUAUCAGUGACACUGAUGAGCUGAUGGCUACAGAUAGUGCCAUAGAUAUCCUGGGCUUCAACUCUGAGGAGAAGAUCGGUAUCUACAAGCUGACUGGUGCUGUGAUGCAUCAUGGGAACAUGAGAUUCAAGCAGAAGCAGCGCGAGGAGCAGGCAGAACCUGACGGCACUGAGGUGGCUGACAAAGUUGCCUACCUCAUGGGGCUGAACUCAGCUGACUUGCUGAAAGCUCUGUGCUACCCUCGAGUGAAGGUCGGGAACGAGUAUGUGACCAAAGGCCAGACUGUUCAGCAGGUGUACAACUCCAUGGGAGCCCUCUCUAAGGCAGUUUAUGAAAAACUGUUUUUCUGGAUGGUAACUCGGAUAAAUCAGCAGCUGGACACAAAGCUGCCCAGGCAGCAUUUCAUCGGAGUGCUGGACAUAGCAGGAUUUGAGAUCUUUGAGAUGAACAGCUUGGAGCAGCUGUGCAUAAACUUCACCAAUGAGAAACUGCAACAGUUUUUCAAUCACCACAUGUUUGUGCUGGAACAAGAGGAGUACAAGAAGGAAGGAAUUGAAUGGGAGUUCAUCGACUUUGGCAUGGACCUGGCCGCCUGCAUUGAGCUGAUAGAAAAGCCAAUGGGCAUCUUCUCCAUCCUGGAAGAAGAGUGCAUGUUUCCGAAGGCAACAGACACCUCUUUCAAAAACAAGCUCUAUGACCAGCAUCUUGGCAAAAAUAGCAAUUUCCAGAAGCCUAAACUUGCCAAAGGCAAAGUUGAAUCCCACUUCUCCCUGGUCCACUACGCUGGUACUGUGGACUACAACAUCGCCAGCUGGCUGGAGAAGAACAAGGAUCCACUCAACGAUACCGUGGUGCAGCUUUACCAGAAGGCAGGGCUGAAACUGCUGUCUCAACUGUUCGCCACCUACGCUUCAGCCGAUGGUGAGUCACAUAACACUGAUGGUGUUGGAAGCAAGAAAGGUGGAAAGAAGAAAGGCUCCUCCUUCCAGACUGUGUCUGCACUUUUUAGGGAGAAUCUGAACAAGUUGAUGGCUAACCUCAGGUCCACCCAUCCCCACUUUGUACGCUGCAUCAUCCCAAAUGAAACAAAAAUGCCAGGGUCCAUGGACCACCAUCUUGUUCUGCACCAGCUACGCUGUAACGGUGUGCUGGAGGGGAUCAGGAUCUGCAGGAAGGGCUUUCCCAGCAGGAUCCUCUAUGGAGAUUUCAAGCAGAGAUACAGGAUCCUGAAUGCAAGUGCUAUCCCUGAGGGACAGUACAUCGAUAGCAAAAAGGCCUCAGAGAAAUUACUCUCCUCCAUCGAUGUCGACCAUGCUCAGUACAAAUUUGGAUACACAAAGGUGUUCUUCAAAGCCGGGCUCCUUGGCCUUCUGGAAGAAAUGAGAGAUGAACGCCUGGCCGUGCUUAUGACCCGCCUACAGGCCGUUUCCAGGGGAUACGUCACUCGUCUGAAAUUCAAGGAGAUGACCCAGAAAAGGGAAUCUAUAUUCAUCAUCCAGUACAACAUCCGCUCGUUCAUGAACGUGAAGAACUGGCCGUGGAUGAAGCUCUUCUUCAAGAUCAAACCUCUGCUGCGGAGCGCGGAGGCAGAGAAGGAGAUGCAAACCAUGAAGGAGGAGUUCAUCAAACUCAAAGAGGAGUUUGCCAAAUCUGAGGCUCGGAGAAAGGAGCUGGAGGAAAAGAUGGUGGUCCUUGUCCAGGAGAAGAACGAUCUUUUCCUUCAGAUUCAGGCAGAGAGAGAGAACCUGUCCGACGCGGAAGAGCGUUGCGAGGGUUUGAUAAAGAGCAAGAUCCACCUGGAGGCAAAAAUGAAGGAGUGCUCUGAGAGGCUGGAGGAUGAGGAGGAGAUGAACGCGGAAAUAAUUGCCCGGAAGAGGAAGCUGGAGGAUGAGUGCUCAGAGCUCAAGAAAGACAUCGACGACCUGGAGCUCACUAUUGUCAAAGUGGAGAAGGAGAAACACGCGGCAGAAAACAAGGUGAAAAAUCUAAUAGAGGAGUUGACCACCUUAGAGGACACACUUCUGAAAUCGACAAAGGAGAACAAAGCUUUGCAGGAGGUCCACCAGCAGACCCUGGAUGACCUGCAGGCUGAGGAGGACAAGGUCAACGUGCUGACCAAGAUGAAGGUCAAACUGGAGCAGCAGGUUGACGAUCUGGAGGGAGCUUUGGAGCAGGAGAAAAAGAUUCGUGCGGACCUGGAAAGGACCAGGAGGAAACUGGAGGGAGACCUCAAGCUGUCCCAGGAGGCCAUCAUGGACCUGGAGAAUGAGAGGCAGCAAAUGGAUGAAAAGCUGAAAAAGAAGGAUUUUGAACUCAGCCAGCUGCAGGGGAAGGUGGAAGAUGAGCAAACACUAAGCACACAGCUUCAAAAGAAAAUGAAGGAACUUCAGGCACGUAUUGAAGAGCUGGAGGAGGAGAUCGAGGCUGAGCGUGCUGCUCGGGCCAAGGUCGAGAAGCAGAGAGCCGAUCUCUCCAGGGAACUUGAGGAGAUCAGCGAGAGGCUUGAAGAGGCUGGUGGCGCGACCGCUAGUCAGAUCGAGAUGAACAAGAAGCGCGAGGCUGAGUUCCUGAAGCUACGGAGAGACCUGGAAGAGUCCACCCUGCAGCACGAGGCCACUGCAGCCGCCCUCCGCAAGAAGCAGGCCGACAGCGUGGCAGAGCUGGGAGAGCAAAUAGACAACCUUCAGCGCGUCAAGCAGAAGCUGGAGAAGGAGAAGAGUGAAUGCAAACUGGAAAUCGAUGACCUCUCCGGCAACUUGGAGGGAAUUCUGAAAAGCAAGGCUAACCUGGAGAAACUUUGCCGUAGUCUUGAUGACCAAAAUAGUGAGUUCAAGGCAAAAGCUGAGGAGGCCCAGAGGGCCCUGAAUGACUUCACUACCCACAAUGCUCGGUUGCAAACUGAAAAUGGUGAACUUAUUCGUCAGUUUGAGGAGAAGGAGGUGACAGUCACCCAGCUCAGCCGGAGCAAAACACUGCAGGCGCAGCAGAUCGAAGAGCUGAAGAGACUCUUAGAGGAGGAAAUAAAGGCCAAGAACGCCCUGGCCCACGCCUUGCAGUCGGCUCGUCAUGACUGCGACCUGCUGAGGGAGCAGUUUGAGGAGGAGCAGGAGGCCAAGGCUGAGCUGCAGCGGGGGAUGUCCAAGGCCAACAGCGACGUGGCUCAGUGGAGAACCAAAUACGAAACUGACGCCAUCCAGCGCACUGAGGAGCUGGAGGAGGCCAAGAAGAAGCUGGCUCAGCGUCUGCAGGAUUCUGAGGAGCAGACAGAGGCUGUGAACUCCAAGUGUGCCUCUCUGGAGAAGACCAAGCAGAGGCUGCAGGCCGAGGUGGAGGACCUCAUGAUCGAGACCGAGAGGGCCAAUGCUGCCACCGCUGCCCUGGACAAGAAGCAGAGGAAUUUUGACAAGAUCCUUGCAGAAUGGAAACAGAAGUACGAGGAAAGCCAAUCAGAACUUGAGUGCUCUCAGCGAGAGUCCAGGUCCCUGAGCACUGAACUGUUCAAGCUGAAGAACUGUUAUGAAGAGGCACUCGACCACUUAGAAUCCAUCAAGAGGGAGAACAAAAACCUGCAGCAGGAAAUUGCUGAUGUGUCUGGACAGGUUGCUGAUUCUGCUAAGACUAUUCAUGAGCUGGAGAAAGCGGUCAAACAGGCUGAACAAGACAAACUGGAUGCCCAGAGUGCUUUGGAAGAGGCUGAGUCUUCGUUGGAGCACGAAGAGGCCAAAAUCCUGCACAUCCAGCUGGAGCUGAACCAGGUGAAGUCCGAGGUGGACCGAAAGGUGGCGGAGAAAGAGGAGGAGAUCGACCUGCUGAAGAGGAACUACCAGCGGACGGUGGAUAUGCUGCAGAACACGCUGGACGCGGAGACCAGGAGCAGGAACGAUGCGGUCAGGGUGAAGAAGAAGAUGGAGGGGGAUCUGAACGAGAUGGAGGUUCAGCUGGGCCACGCUAACCGCCAGGCGGCUGAGGCACACAAGCAGCUGCGCAUCGUUCAGGGUCAGCUCAAGGAUGCCCAGGUCCAUUUGGACGAUGCCCUACACGGGCAGGAGGACCUGAAGGAGCAGCUGGCGAUCGCCGAGCGGAGGAACACUCUAAUGAUUACCGAGAUAGAGGAGCUAAGGGCAGCGCUGGAGCAGUCGGAGAGAGCUCGCAAACUGGCCGAGCAGGAGCUGGUCGAAGCCAGCGAGCGGAUGCAGCUCCUGCACUCUCAGAACACCAGUCUCUUAAACUCAAAAAAGAAGAUGGAGAUUGAUAUCACACAGCUGCAGUCAGACAUUGAGGACACUGCCCAAGAAGCAAGAAACGCAGAUGAAAAAGCAAAGAAGGCCAUCGUUGAUGCUGCCAUGAUGGCAGAGGAGCUGAAGAAGGAGCAGGACACCAGCGCUCACCUGGAGAGGAUGAAGAAGAACUUGGAAGUCACGGUCAAAGACCUGCAGCACCGUCUGGAUGAGGCUGAGAAUCUGGCCUUGAAGGGCGGGAAGAAACAGCUCCAGAAACUGGAGACUAGGGUUCGAGAGCUGGAGAACGAAUUGGAGGCUGAGCAGAAACGUGGUGCAGAGGCCAUGAAAGGAGUCCGGAAGUAUGAGAGGAAAGUGAAGGAACUCACAUAUCAGGCUGCAGAAGACAAGAAGAAUGUGGCGGGACUGCAAGACCUGGUCAGCAAGCUACAGCUGAAGGUGAAAGCCUACAAAAAGCAGUGCGAAGAGGCGGAGGAGCAAGCUAACAGCCAUCUGGCCAAGUGCAGGAAGGUGCAGCACGAGCUGGAGGAGGCAGAGGAGCGUGCUGACAUCGCUGAGUCCCAGGUCAACAAGCUGAGGGCCAAGAGCCGUGACGUAGGCGGGAAGGUGGAAGAGUAG